AGCAGCCUGCUUUUUCCCAUUUUAUUGAAAAACAUAAAGCACUAACACUUUAUAUAGAAGCUAAUAAUGAGUUGCCUUUUCGCUUGCUUUUCUACUUCCAAGCACGAGCGGUGGCGACGGCGGCAGUUGCUGAAUGCAACUUCCCCUAAUCAUCAUAGAAAUGGAGCUAAUCAGGCUAUUCAAUCUGCUAAAUCUCUAAAGCAAUAUGAUUUUCAGAUACCCAUUAUUCCCUUAGAUGUUUCAGAAGAGAAGGUUGGGGAGAGGGAGACAUUGAACUGGAAUAGUAAAAAGAAGGUGAGUUUUAAUUUGAAUGUGAAAACCCUUGGGGAAUUGUCCGCUGGUGGGGAGUUUAUUGGUAUUCUGUCGAAGAAAGAGGGGGAAAAUGAGAAUAAAAAGGAAGAAACCUAUAAAGAAACCAAAUGUUCAGUUUCUGAUUUGACUGUGUCCAGUUCUGUAUCUAAGCCUCAGAAGAACAAUAGAUACCAGGAUUGUGCAGAGAGUGAAGGCAAAUAUGAAGAUUUGGUCAUGGAAGAAGGUUUGAAUGUUGAUAAUGGUGGAUCUGAGGCUAGAAGUGAUAAGACAUUCAUUAUAGAAGAGUCAUCGGAGUCAUUGUUUUCCUUGUCAAUAGAAUCUAGGAAACAAGUUGUUGAGGUUGAAUUGGAUGACAAGGAAGUUACUAGUCCAAUGCAAAUGGGUAAAUCACCAAGUGAGGAACCUAAGCCAGUAGUGGGGUUGAAUCGGGAUGCUCAAGAUAGGACUCAGUAUGUUGAUUCAGUAUUGAACCCGGUGGAGAAUCCUGCUCAGUGGAAAGCAGUGAAGGUGAAAGCAAGCACACCAUUGCAGCAGGAAGGGAAGGAGAACAUCAUUUUAGAGGAAGAAUUUGAGAUACCCUUUAGAUCAAAAGGCGGUCGAAAUGAAACAAUGCUUGUGGAUAAAAAAAUUGCUGUGGAUACGAGUCUCUCAAGCUGGUUGGUUGGAUCUGAAACAACACCUGUUUCCAAUGCUAGUUCAAAUUCUGUUGGGAAUUCACAACCAAAGAAAGUAAAUGGAGAUAGGCGUAUAUCAGGAGUGUUAGCUGUGGAAGAGCUGAAACAAAAUUCUAUCUCUGUAUCUCCAAAAGGAUCGAAGGGCUGGAGUCCAGAUGAAACACCUAUUAUAGGGACUAUUGGAAGCUACUGGAGUCAUACUGGGCAGGCAGUGGAUUCAAAUUCAAGGUAUCCUGGCAAAGGAACGCCAAAAUUGAGCAGGAACAUAGAGGAUGAGGGAGUUAAAUGGAAUGCCACACCGUUUGAGGGAAGGUUCGAGGGAGCUUUGGACAAGAUUGUUGCUGCUGAAGUUUAGUCUAGAUUGACGGGAGAUGUCCUUCGUGCAAUGCUCAAUGAAUCUGUAUGUGAAUAUGCAUGUAGUUGUUUUACCUGCUUUCGGUAGUGAACUUGUGUUGAAAUCAAUGAUGCCAGAUUUU
Rubroshorea leprosula is the source of this 1462-nucleotide messenger RNA. The record is from the annotation of a GenBank genome assembly. NCBI's taxonomy places the organism in Eukaryota, Viridiplantae, Streptophyta, Magnoliopsida, Malvales, Dipterocarpaceae.